CCUUCUCGUGUGUGGGGGGUGUGAGUGUGUGGGAUGGGGCGGCCGCGCACAGGGGCCGCCCCGGAGGGGGAGGCGUCUGCCCUGCGAGACUCGCCGGCGUGUCCGGGCUCAGGCGCCCUCGGCCAGGAGGCGCGGGAGGCGCGGAGCUGCUGCAGCCGUCCUGCCGCCGUCCGCGCGGGCCGGCCGUCCCCUCGGGGCCCCAGGGCUCCGGGCCCGUGGCUCCGGGGGACGGGCGGGGACCCCUGGGGCCCGCCCGCCGCCGCCGCCGCCGCCGCCCGGGGGGCCGAGGACGCCGCCCGCCGGGCGCCGAAGAGCGGCCGCCGGCCCCCGCGCAGCGCGCCAGUCUCCGGAAGCCCGGCACACGGCGCGCUGGGGCCGGGGCGGCGGCCGGGCCCGGGGGCCCCCGCCGGCCGCGGCGCUCGUGGGCAGCGCUGUGUGGCGCGUGGAGCGCGCGGGGGCCGGGGGCUGGCGCUGGGAGCGCGCCGUCGGCGUGGACUGCAGCGCCCCGGAGCCGCGCUGCCUCUGGCUGCCCUGCCUCAGCCACAGCGACCGCCGCGCGCCCGGGCGGCGCCCGGCCAGGCUGCCACUGGGCCCAAGAGAUGGGUGCUUUCCCGGGCGCCCCCUCCCCUGGCAGGGCCCGAGGACACUGCGGCUGCACAAAAGCCUCCAGGACGGCUUUGGCUUCACCCUGCGCCACUUCAUCGUGUACCCGCCUGAGUCCGCCGUGCACUGUAGCCUGAAGGAGGAAGAGAAUGGAGGCCGAGGAGGAGGACCCUCCCCCCGGCACCGCCUGGAGCCCAUGGACACCAUCUUCGUCAAGAAUGUGAAGGAGGAUGGCCCUGCCCAUAGGGCGGGGCUUCGAACAGGAGACCGGCUGGUGAAGGUGAAUGGGGAGAGCGUCAUCGGGAAGACCUACUCCCAGGUCAUAGCUCUGAUCCAGAAUAGCGAUGAUACCCUGGAGCUCUCCAUCAUGCCCAAGGACGAGGACAUCCUCCAGCUGGCCUACUCCCAGGACGCCUACCUGAAGGGGAACAAGCCGUAUUCUGGAGAGGCCCGGAGCAUCCCAGAGCCACCCCCAAUCUGCUACCCCCGAAAGACCUACGCCCCGCCGGCCCGGGUCUCUACCUGGGCCACUAUGGUGCCUGAGCCGCUCUCAGCACUGCCCAGUGACCCCCGGAGUCCUGCUGCCUGGAGUGACCCGGGGCCCCGCAUCCCGUCUACUGCCCGCUCCCAUCCGGACAACCCUUCCUUGGGGAUGAGCCAGCCCCGCCCCAGCCCUGGUGCCUUCCCCCACCUCCCCUCGGAGCCCCGGACGCUUCGUGCCUUCCCGGAGCCUGGCAGCCGGGUGCCCCCCAGCAGACUGGAGUGCCAGCAGGCCUUGUCACACUGGCUGUCGAACCAAGUACCCCGCAGGGCGGGGGAGAGACGGUGCCCCGCCAUGCCCCCCCGGGCCCGCAGUGCCUCCCAGGACCGGCUGGAGGAUGUGACUGCCCACCGCCCGUGGCCCUGCUCCACCUCCCAGGGUGCCUUGAGCCAGCUGGGCCAUGAGGGCCGGCUCCGCGCUCGCUCAGACGACUACCUGAGCCGGGCCACCCGCUCAGCCGAGGCGCUUGGGCCAGGGGCACUGGUGUCGCCCCGCUUCGAGCGCUGUGGCUGGGCUUCCCAGCGUCCGUCUGCCCGCACCCCUGCCUGCCCACCCAGGGACCUGCCCGGGCCCCAGGCCCCACCCCCGCCUGGCCUGCAGGGCCUGGAUGACGCUGGGUAUAUCGGAUACCGGAGCUAUAGCCCAUCAUUCCAGCGCCGGACUGGACUUCUGCACGCCCUCUCCUUCCGGGACUCGCCCUUUGGGGGGCUGCCCACCUUCAACUUGGCCCAGUCCCCUGCACCAUUCCCACCGGAGGCCUCUGAACCACCAAGAGUUGUCCGACCAGAACCUGGCACCAGGGCCUUGGAGCCUCCCGCCGAGGAUCGCCGUGACGAAGUGGUCCUGAGGCAGAAGCCUCCAACGGGCCGCAAGGUCCAGCUGCCCCCUUCCAGACAGAUGAACCUUGGGUUUGGUGACGAGUCCCCAGAGCCAGAGGCCAGUGGGCGAGGGGAACGCCUGGGCAGAAAGGUGGCCCCUUUGGCCACUACUGACGACUCUCUGGCUUCCAUUCCCUUCAUCGAUGAGCCCACCAGCCCCAGCAUUGACCUCCAAGCCAAGCACGUCCCUGCUUCUGCUGUGGUCUCCAGCGCCAUGAACUCAGCCCCUGUCCUGGGCACCAGCCCCUCCUCCCCAACCUUCACCUUUGCCCUCGGCCGCCAUUACUCCCAGGACUGCAGCAGCAUCAAGGCCGGCCGGCGCUCCUCCUACCUGCUGGCCAUCACCACCGAACGCUCCAAGUCCUGCGACGACGGGCUCAACACCUUCCGGGACGAGGGCCGGGCUCUGCGGCGCCUGCCGAACCGCGUGCCCAGCCUGCGGAUGCUCCGAAGCUUCUUCACUGAUGGGUCCUUGGAUAGCUGGGGCACUUCCGAAGACGCUGACGCUCCUUCCAAGCGACACUCAACCUCUGACCUCUCGGACGCAACCUUCAGCGACAUCAGGAGAGAAGGCUGGUUGUAUUAUAAGCAGGUCCUCACCAAGAAGGGGAAGAAAGCUGGCGGCGGCCUGCGCCAGUGGAAGCGGGUGUACGCCGCGCUGCGGGCGCGCUCGCUCUCGCUGAGCAAGGAGCGGCGGGAGCCCGGGCCGGCGGCGGCGGGGGCGGCGGCGGCCGUCGCAGGUGAGGACGAGGCGGCGCCCGUCUGCAUCGGCUCCUGCCUGGUGGACAUCUCCUACAGCGAGACCAAGAGGAGGCACGUGUUCCGGCUGACCACCGCUGACUUCUGUGAAUAUCUCUUUCAGGCUGAGGACCGGGAUGACAUGCUGGGCUGGAUCAGAGCGAUCCGAGAGAACAGCAGGGCCGAGGGCGAGGACCCCGGCUGUGCCAACCAAGCUCUGAUCAGCAAGAAGCUUAAUGAUUAUCGCAAAGUGAGCCAUAGCUCUGGGCCCAAAGCUGAUUCCUCCCCCAAAGGCUCUCGUGGCCUGGGGGGCCUCAAGUCUGAGUUCCUCAAACAGAGUACAGCACGUGGCCUCAGGACUCAGGACCAGGCUGCAGGGAGCAAGGAUGACAGUGUCUCCACCCCCAAAACCCCCUGGGGCAUCAACAUCAUCAAGAAGAACAAGAAGGCAGCCCCCAGGGCAUUUGGGGUCCGACUGGAGGAGUGCCAGCCAGCCACAGAGAACCAGCGUGUCCCCCUGAUCGUGGCUGCAUGCUGUCGCAUUGUGGAGGCACGGGGGCUGGAGUCCACAGGCAUUUACCGGGUGCCAGGCAACAACGCAGUGGUGUCCAGCCUGCAGGAGCAGCUCAACCGUGGCCCCGGGGACAUCAACCUGCAGGAUGAGCGCUGGCAGGACCUCAACGUGAUCAGCAGCCUGCUCAAGUCCUUCUUCCGAAAGCUGCCUGAGCCUCUUUUCACCGAUGACAAAUACAAUGACUUCAUCGAGGCCAAUCGCAUUGAAGAUUCGAGGGAGCGGAUGCAGACUCUGCGGAAGCUGAUCCGGGAUCUGCCAGGACAUUACUAUGAAACACUCAAAUUCCUCGUGGGCCAUCUGAAGACCAUAGCUGACCACUCGGAGAAAAACAAGAUGGAGCCCCGGAACCUGGCCCUAGUCUUCGGGCCAACGCUGGUGAGGACGUCCGAGGACAACAUGGCGGAUAUGGUGACCCACAUGCCUGACCGCUACAAGAUUGUGGAGACGCUGAUCCAGCACUCAGACUGGUUCUUCAGCGACAACGAGGACAAGGGAGAGAGAACCCCUGUGGACGACAGGGAGCCUCAGUCAGUGCCAAACAUCGAGUACCUCCUGCCUAACAUUGGCAGGACAGUGCCCCCUGGUGAGCCAGGCUCAGAUUCUACCACCUGUAGUUCAGCCAAGUCCAAGGGCUCGUGGGCCCCCAAGAAGGAGCCGUACUCCCGGGAGAUGCUGGCGAUCUCCUUCAUCUCGGCGGUCAACCGCAAGAGGAAGAAGCGGCGGGAGGCGCGGGGGCUGGGCAGCAGCACAGACGACGACUCGGAGCAGGAGGCGCACAAGCCCGAGGCGGGGGCGGGGACGCCGGCGCCGGGGGCCCAGGACCGGCCGGAGGGGCAGCGGCCGGGCGCCGCCGCCCCCGAGGCCCCCGGGCGCCUCAGCCCCCCGGCGGCGCUGGAGGAGCGGCCGGCCGCGGACACGCGCUCCAUCGUCUCGGGCUACUCCACUCUGUCCACCAUGGACCGCAGCGUGUGCUCGGGCGCCGGGGGCCGGCGAGCGGGCGCGGGGGACGAGGCGGACGACGAGCGCAGCGAGCUUAGCCACGUGGAGACGGACACGGAGGGCGGCGCAGGGCCCGGGGGGCUCCCGGAGCGCCAGCCCUCGUUCAGCUCGCACCACCUGAUGCCCGGCGACACCCUGGCGCGGCGCCGCCUGGCCCGGAGCCGAGCGGACGGCGAGGGCGCGGGCGCGGCCGUCGGGCUGCCGGGCUCCGCCUCGUCCAGCAGCCAGGAGUCGCUGCGUCCCCCUGCGGCCCUGGCGGCGGCGGCGGCGGCGCUGGGCUCGCGGCCCUCGCGCCUCGAGGCGCUGCGGCUGCGCCUCCGCGGCACCGCGGACGACAUGCUGCCGGUGCGGCUUAGGCGGCCGCUGUCUCCCGAGACGCGGCGGCGCCGGAGCAGCUGGCGCCGCCACACGGUGGUGGUGCAGAGCCCGCUGACCGACCUCAACUUCAACGACUGGAAGGAGCUGGGCGGAGGGGGCUCCCCGGAGCCCGUGGGCCCGCGGGCGCACAGUGACAACAAGGACUCGGGCCUCAGCAGCCUGGAGUCCACCAAGGCGCGGGUUCCGUCGACCGCCGCCUCGUUGCCGCCCGCGCCCGGGGAGCCAGGGGCCCUGCAGAGCCAGCCCCCGCGCCGCUCGGCCGCCUCCCGCCUCCAUCAGUGUCUGUGACCGCCCCUCCCUCCACCUCCGCGCCGAGCGCCCCUUUGACCCACCCGGAGCCCCUUGGUUUCCCAGGAAUCGCCUCUGCUUGCACCUCCGCCCCGCCUUGUUGCCCCUGGGAGCAUACGGGUGCAAGUGGGAGGCGCUGAGGCCGUGUCUCUGGUUUGUGCGCUGGAAUUGCUAGGGGGCGGGCAGAGAAGACGGGACUGGACGCAGAGUGUGAGUGGGAGGGAGGGGGGCUCCGGGGCUGAGGAGACGGAGAGGGGCUAGGCUGCUGAGGCUCUGGGCAGGGCUCCUGGGGCGGUUCUCUGUCCCUUGGAUAAGUGACAGAGUGUGCCCUUCUGGGCCUUUGUGUCGCACUUAGGGACCCUUGUCGGCCAUGAGGUGUGGAUAGGGACCCCCCAAGCCUCACACUAAAGAAAAGACACUGGGUGAUGCUGGCUCUUCACUCCUUUCCUCUGCCCACCUCCCCGCAAUUAGCUCCUAGCUGCCAGCUAAGGGAGGGCGGUUGUGUAUGUAUGUCUGGGGAGAGGAGGUGCAGGGUGGUGGUGUCCAUGGGGGGAGGGGCGUGGUGUGUGCGAGUGUGUGUAGUCACUGUCCCAAAGUGUUCCCAGUAGCAACUUCUGCCACUCCUGCCCCCUUCAAACCCAGCUCCCACCGGGGCUCCCUGCCUUCGGUGCACACAGGGAUCCUGCCCCCCUGCUGCUUGUCAGCGCCAGAGAAGGGGGGUAGGACUUCUCAACCUUCUCAAGAGGCAGGACUGAGACUCACCAGGGUUAUUCCCCCACCACCACCUUUUUCCAAUCUCUAAAUCACACUCCCCAAGUGGUUUGACCACGGGAAUCUGCCUGUUCCCCAGACGGUUUGGGGAGGGUCCAUGGUCACCCCUGCUAGACCUCUUGCCCCUCUAUUUGUUCUUCCAGCUGUGCCUGCUCCUUCCAUAGCUGAAGCACACAGGCCCGAACCUUCUUCCCUUUAGGAGGGGGCGUAGAAAACAUCCCUGGUGUCUCUCUCUCUCUCUCUCUCUCCCCCCACUCAACAUGCACGCACGUGCGCGCGCAUGCGGACACACUGAUUGAUGAGCUCUCAGCCGGGCUGCUCCUUUUGGAAGGGUGGGUGGGACCCAGCCCCCUCUUCUCCCCACAAGUUGUAAAUAGACCUCAGAUCACAGGCCUCCCCACACACGCCCUCACUCAUUCCAGGGAAGCCCAGGUGGGGUUGUGAACCCACUGCCACGUCUAUCAGUCCUCUUGUUUUAUGCAAAGAUUUGCUGUAAAGUAGAUUUCUCGCUCCUCCCUCCCUCAUCCUUUAUUGUAAAUAUUGUCUCUAAAUGUGUAACAUAUUAUAAAGAAUUUAUAAGGAUUUUUAAAGAUGUUUUGCUCAUUUAAAAAAGUGCUGUAACAGUGUUGGAUAAGCCUCUGCUCCACGUCCGCAUGUCUCCUUUCACUGUGUCCUCGACACACCUCUCUAGGCGACAACUAAGAUUUCCUGCUUCUGAAAAGUCCUGUCUGAAAAGUAUAGUCUAUAUCUUGGAAAUAAAUGGCCUUCCUCGA
Molecule: messenger RNA, 6543 nt
Organism: Orcinus orca (killer whale)
Lineage: Eukaryota; Metazoa; Chordata; Mammalia; Artiodactyla; Delphinidae
Gene: ARHGAP23
Product: Rho GTPase activating protein 23
Exons: 24
Coding region: 800-4999 (1399 amino acids)
Biological process (GO): signal transduction
Molecular function (GO): protein binding
Source: RefSeq, a predicted model, not a curated record